UCUUCUAAAUGUCCAGAUGAGAAAUUCGGGUUUUGCCCGUCCUCUGAAGGAUUACAUCAACAUUUUAUGUGGGACUGUUUCUGAAACGGGAGUCCAACCGGGAAGUCGUCGGGUCUGUUGGUCAGCAUUACAGCCCCCGCCAGGGUGUUAGAGAGGCGCAGUAAUCAACGCUACUCUCCCAUCUUCCUCAAAGCAGCGGCGCCGGCCACUUUAUAAAUAGUCCCACCUAUACUUACUGCCAGAACGCACUGGUGCCAGUGGUCCACCCUAAACACACUUAAAGCUACAUCACCGGCGUUUUCUUCCAGGACCCAAAGAUAAGACAUGGCUAAUGAAGAUAUACCAAUGAACGGGGCUGCUACCCGAGGCGACCCUGCGGAGGAUUCCCUGCAGCCAGGCAGCAGGAGGCGGCACAGACCCCUUAACAUGAACCAUUAUGCCAACAAAAAAAGUGCGGCAGAGAGCAUGCUGGACGUAGCUCUGCUGAUGGCAAACGCCUCUCAGCUGAAGGCUGUCCUGGAGCAUGGACCCACAACCAGUUUCUACGUUCCCCUCGUCACACUCAUCAGCAUCUCCCUCAUCUUACAGGUUCUGGUGGGAGUUAUGCUCAUCUUUAUAGUUAAGUGGAAUCUAAAUGACGAAAGUACGCACUACAAGUUGGACAUCUUAGAGAAUUUUGCCACAGCUUUUGUAUUCGUCAUAGUGGUCGUCAACGUCUUCAUCACAGCCUUCGGUGUCCAGCGACCCGAAUCGGGACCUUUACCAUCACAUUGAUAUGACUGCUGCUCAUCAAGACAAUAUCUUUUUUUAUAUAAUUUACCAGAUUAGAUAAUCAUUUCAUAUCAUCAGCCUUGACUGAGUUUUUUUUUCUAAAAUGGGGAUCUGAACAAAAUGGAUGGUUAAUUUCUCACCAGUUUGUUAAGGGUGCAAUAAACCACCAAGAGUACCACAAUCUAAGACAAAAUCACUGUGACUGUUGUAUCAAGUUUUUUUUUUUAUGUAUGCAUGCCGUCUGUUAAUGG
Messenger RNA from Cyprinodon tularosa, 1022 nucleotides. Its product is annotated as ninjurin-1-like. Gene Ontology annotation, cellular component: membrane. The transcript is spliced from 3 exons. The coding region runs from base 325 to 774 and encodes 149 amino acids. Gene Ontology annotation, biological process: tissue regeneration; cell adhesion. The record is from RefSeq and is a predicted model, not a curated record. NCBI's taxonomy places the organism in Eukaryota, Metazoa, Chordata, Actinopteri, Cyprinodontiformes, Cyprinodontidae.